Triplophysa rosa is the source of this 3695-nucleotide messenger RNA. Its product is annotated as GTPase IMAP family member 4-like. The transcript has 4 exons. The record is from RefSeq and is a predicted model, not a curated record. Bases 191 to 1018 code for a protein of 275 amino acids. NCBI's taxonomy places the organism in Eukaryota, Metazoa, Chordata, Actinopteri, Cypriniformes, Nemacheilidae. Gene Ontology annotation, molecular function: GTP binding.
CGUGCCAGGGCCAGACGUAUUACCACAACAGCGACCACGUUUUUUACAUGUUCCUAAAUUAACUUCUUCUUGCAUGUCUUGUACUUGAACACUUAAAUUUUGUUCAAAGACAAACUACACCAAAGACUUUUAUGUCACAUUUGGUUCUAUCUGAAGACUUGGAAAGGUGGGCAAUCGAGCAAUUUACAUAAUGGACGGAUUUUCAAGAGUUGGAGACACAGAAUUACGGAACAGAAGCCAGCAAAGUCAAAGUGCUGAUCGCAGCUGUGUGGAGGAACAGGCACAGAGAACCAGAAACCCUUCUGACUUAAGGAUCCUCCUUCUGGGGAAGACUGGUGUUGGAAAAAGUUCAACGGGAAACAUUAUACUGGGAGAGAAGAAAUUCAUUUGUAAGCAAAGUCUAAUCUCUGUUACAAACUGUUGUAGUGUUCAGGAGUCAGAGAUUGAUGGCAGAACUGUAUCUGUCAUUGACACUCCGGGGUUUUUUGACACAAAGAUUUCAGAAGUGGAGCUCGCACGGAGUGUGUUUCUGUCUUCAUCAGGAGUUCAUGCGUUCUUGUUUGUUCUUCCUGUAAAUAGAUUCACAAAGCAGGAGUCAGAGGUAUUGACACAAAUUACACACAUUUUUGAUGAAGGUGUGCUGAAGUAUCUAAUAAUACUGUUUACAAGUGGGGAUGAUAUUGAACAGGAGACGUUUGACUCAGAAAUAAAUGAAGUUAAAGACUUAAAAGCAAUUGUAGAUAGCUGUAGGGGGUAUCACAUCUUCAACAUCAAUGAUCUGAAAAACAGAGAUCAGGUCAGUGGUCUACUGCAGAAGAUUGACACAACGAUAGAGCAGAAUGGAGGAGCGCAUUACACAUGUGAGAUGUUUGAGGAGGCACGGAAAUUUAAACAAGAGGAACCAUUUGAGGGAGAGGGGGGAGAAAGAAACUCGUUUAAGAAGUACUGGCAAAGAUUCAAAGAUUUUUUCAGAAGACUUGCACAGAGAAUAAGACCAAGACGGUACAAUCGUUUGUAGUUAUUUCCUGAGAAUUCUUUAUUUUUACAGUACACUCUUAAACAAAUGGUGCUAUAUAGCACUAAUAGUGGUUCUUUGCUCGUAAUUUUAGGGAACCACUUUUAGUUCUAUACAGCACCAUAUCUUGGUUCUUCAGAGGUUCUUUGGGGUGACCGACUGAAAAGCGCUAUAUAUAAAUAAAAUUGAAUUAUAGUGGUGCCUGGAGAAGUGGGUAUUCUGUUCAUGUAUGCUCCCAUUUUUAAAGCGGUCCAGCAAGGUAUGAAUGCCUCGGUGUUCUAAUGUAGCCAGGUUUCCACCCUGCUUUUCUGCACAUUUGAAGUUUUGUAUCAGAAAUGAGUGAUGGCCACAGAAGAGGUGCAGAUUCUGCAAUCAAUCCUGGCCUACAGGCUAUAUGAAGAGACAACCAGGGCAGUAUGCAGGAAUUUAGAAAUACCAAUAUCCCAAACAAAUUUGACUUCCUUGACCUAUAUAGAUUGCAAUUUAGAUAACAAUAGCUAACGUCCAACCAUGUCUGUCGUUUUUUAUGAUUAUCAGCAUCAGUAAAAAAGUAAACUCAUGGUCAAUAUUUGAAUACAAAUAUUAUACAAUCUAUGUUUCGCGCAAUAUUCCCGUGCAUACCCUGCACUACACUAGUGGGGAUAUGCAAUGCCGACUGAUAAAGAAGUGAGUAUACGCCGUAUACCUUCGACUACACCGCUGGCUAUAUAGCAUCGUAUGGUUCUUCAGCGGUUCUAUAUCGCACCUCAGUCAUCCCAAAGAACCACUGAAGCACCAAAAUAUGGUUCUAUAUAGCACUACGAGCAAAGGACCACAUUUAGUAGCACUAUUUUUUAGAGUGUAUGUCUUUGGUCCAACACAAUGUUUUUGAGUCAUUCUACAGAAACGUUCACUUUUGGGUUUUAUGUUUUUGAUAAAUUAGUUAUUAUUUAAACGUGGGUUAGUUCGGCCCUUUAUGGAUCCGCAUAUUUGACAGCUCAACAGGUGAAGAAACAAUGACAAAGUCAAGUUAUAUUUAUGAAUGCAAUAUAUAUUUAAAUGCAUGACACUGUCGGAGAAAAUGGCCAAAAAUGAUCUCAAGAGGUCAUUUGGAUGGUACCCUUUAAAAAGUCUUAAUUUAAGUGCAAUUAUGUACUUUUUGGAAGGGUCCUCCACCAGUGACAGCUACAAACUAUUUUCCCCUUUUUUUCUGUCAGUGCAUGAGGUCGUAUAGCAUAGACUAGAAUGUCAUACAGCAACCCAAGUUGCUUGUAAUGCUUUUUAUUAUAAUGAAAGUGUGAGUAAAAUGUAAUCUCAAAUUGGUCCCUGAACCUCCAAACAUGUCCUUGGGAACAAUCACUUUUUAUGGUAGUUUGUGGCGAGCGGCCGAAAUGAGUAACACACCUGCAGAUAAUGACUCGUACUGCCCAAUGCACUUGACGCGAAUAAGUUAACAGCCUACAGAAGUAAACAGCCGUUCAACGUGCCUGCAGUACUCCUCAGCCACACUGUAAAUUAGACGAAUUUUACCCUGUUUAACAUAAAAUCUUUGCAGUGUAACUGCCACCAGUAGCUCUUACCUCCUGAACGUGCAGCCUGCCACACCGGACAUCACGACGCUUCCGAGGCCCUGUAUGACACAUCUAGUUAGAUGCCGGUUGUCUCCUUUUAUACCCAUGGACCAUACCAUUUCCUCAACAAUAGCUAGACUGGUUGAUCGCAUCAAAACAUAUAUUAUGUCAUAUGUCUCUGUUUUUCUGCUCUUUCUCCAUAUAUGGUUCAAGUUGUCAUUCACUCUUGAUAUUUUAUCAUCAGUAGGGUUUGGCUGAAUGAGGCUUUGUUUAGUCAGUACAUCAUUUCUUUAUUGUAUCUGUGUUUGUGACAUUCCACACCUACUUUGUGUUGGUGUACAUCACUAAAUGUGUCAUGCAAUCAACUAAAAAUCAAGUGAAGAAUCUUGGUGUGAUUCUGGAGUCCGACCCUAGUUUCAGUAGUCAUGUUAGAACUGUAACAAAAUCAGCAUACUACCAUCUCAAAAACAUUGCAAGAAUGAGAUGUUUUGUUUCCAGUCAAGACUUGGAGAAACUUGUUCAAGCCUUCAUUACCAGCAGGGUGGAUUACUGCAGUGGUCUUCUCACCGGCUUCCCAAGAAAACCUUAGACAGAACCAGAAAAUCUGAGCAUAUUACACCAGUCCUUCGAUCCCUACACUGGCUUCCAGUCACUUUUAGGAUUGAUUUUAAAGUACUGUUACUCUUUUAUAAAUCACUAAAUGGCCUUGGACUGACAUCGCAGAUAUGCUCACAAAACAUAAACAGACCACUUAGAUCAUUAGGAUCAAGUCAGUUAGAUAUACCAAGGGUUCACUCUAAACAAGGGGAAUCCGCUUUUAGCUUUUAUGAUACCCGUAGCUGGAAUCAGAUGUGCUAAAAAAAUGAUCAAAACUCAUCUUUUUAGCUGUGCAUUUACUGAAUGAGCACUGUACUUUGUCCGAACUGACUGCAUUAUAUUUCAUGUAUAAUCAGUUUAUUCUAAACUGUUUGAAUUAACUUUAAAUCAUUUUUUUAAAUUGUAAAGUUGUUUAAAUUCCUUGUUUUAUUGUUGUGAUUAUUUUAGAUUAUUAUUUUAAUUAUUUUCACGAAAAUCACUUUGAAUUACCAUUGUGUAUGAAAUGUGCUAUACUUGCCUUGCUUUGCCUUACC